AUGAUGAUGCUCUCAAGUGGCACGCCCCUGGUUGAUGCAGAUGAUGGGCAGUGGCGGACGAGGAAAGCAACCACAGCAACCAAAGAACAUCAACACAAGCUGGUUCCGUCGUUGGCGCCGGCCAUCCUCGACACAUUCUCAAAUCUCAAUGUGGCGCCGGUACGCCUGUGCCAGAUCUGCGACCACGUGUUGAGCCAGCUUGGAUCGUACAGCCCAGAGUGCCUUCAGUCGUCAUCAAGUUUCUCAUGCAGCAAGGUGGCGCUGUUGUUGAGGGGAGUGGCAGAUGUUGCCGCACACCAGAACGCCCACCGCCGCGGCGCAGAGACCACCGUCAUCAAGCUUGCAAGCACGGGCCGGCUCAUCGCCGCCAUGGCCGCUGCCACGUUUGCCAGACACACGCGCGCGUUCUUGAUGUGCUUCAAGUCGAUUGUGCACAUGGCGGACAUCCUGAGCCAGCGGCAGGGGGCCGCGUGCCGCGACCUCGCCUUAACGGCCGGAGGUGGUCGGGGCCCUGGUGGCGCACAUUGGCACGGGGCAGGCACAGGAGACCACCCGAAGCUGCUGCACCCAUUUGCGCUCAUGCUGAACGGCAUCCUGGACUGCCUGAGCACCCUGCACUUCAUCCACAUUCUGCAGCUCUUCUGUGUCCUGACCACGCUCAUGUCUGACCGCAAGCGCACCGCCGCCGCAGGCCUCAGCAUUGAUGACGAGAACGAGGAUGAGCUGAAACGCAUCAACACCAUCGCCGCCGCCACCGUCACCCACACCUGGCUCGCUCUUGCCAACGACGCAGGCAUCUCCAUCGACGGCGACCAUCUCUCCUCACUGUUGCAGGCAUUGCACUUCAUCUAUGUCGACAAGUGGACGGGUGCACCCCACACGCGGGAGGUGUGCUCCAACUUCUCGCCUGAGUACACGCGCGCGCGCGAGGUGGGCAAGGACACGCACGUGGUCGUCAACGAGAAGACGCUGCAGGCGCCGUUCGAGACGGAGCUGCAGCUGCUGUCAGGGAUUGCCGCCGUGUUUGCGGACACAGUGCGCAGAAAGACCGACGUGGCAUUUCUCCGCACGUGCAGGGUUGCGGAAGCACGCUGCCGGGACGCGCCUCUUCACGUUCCUGAUGGCGCUGCAGCCCAUUUGUAUGGUGGGACCUGUCGCUGGGGAGGGGCGACCUGA
Molecule: messenger RNA, 1176 nt
Organism: Salpingoeca rosetta
Lineage: Eukaryota; Choanoflagellata; Craspedida; Salpingoecidae
Exons: 9
Coding region: 1-1176 (391 amino acids)
Source: RefSeq, a predicted model, not a curated record